GCUCCAAUCAAUAGUGACAUCUCUAGCUUGCGGUCCGCGUUUUUACUUAAUUUUCCCAUUUUGCGCAAAUUAAACCAUCAAAAUGUCGAAGGCCCAUCCCCCAGAGGUGAAAAAAUACAUGGACAAGCGCAUGAUGCUGAAACUGAACGGCGGACGCGCGGUGACCGGUAUUUUGCGAGGCUUCGAUCCCUUCAUGAACGUGGUCCUGGACGACACGGUGGAGGAGUGCAAGGACAACACGAAGAACAACAUCGGCAUGGUGGUUAUCCGCGGCAACAGCAUCGUCAUGGUGGAGGCCCUGGACAGGGUCUAGCACCCGCCUCGGAACCCGAUCUCGUCGAGCAUCGUUAGCCGUAGUGCUUAGUCUUAAGGCUCCGUAACAUUCAUAGUCAGAAGAAACACACAAACUCUUGAAUAAAUUCUAUAACAAAGAUACCCCUUUUUGAACUGACAAUUUAUAUGAGCAGUUUGGAAAAUAAGUCG
Molecule: messenger RNA, 483 nt
Organism: Drosophila melanogaster (fruit fly)
Lineage: Eukaryota; Metazoa; Arthropoda; Insecta; Diptera; Drosophilidae
Gene: SNRPG
Product: small nuclear ribonucleoprotein G
Exons: 3
Coding region: 83-313 (76 amino acids)
Biological process (GO): mRNA splicing, via spliceosome
Cellular component (GO): small nuclear ribonucleoprotein complex; cytosol; nucleus
Molecular function (GO): RNA binding
Source: RefSeq, marked reviewed